UCGUAUAAAACCUAAAAAUGGGUACCCGAGAAACACUCCCAUGUUCCAUCACCGCUUUACUAUCCUCUUUGUUCUCCAAUAAAAUUUCCCUCGAAAUCUAUCAUUUUUACAAAAAACCAGUUCACCACCAUGUCAAUAAGCCUAAAAUCUCCAGUUUUUGCAGGCAAUCCGAUAAAAUCCAAAACCCCGAAAUCAACGGAUCCAUUUUCACACACAUCAGCCUUUGAAACCCUCAAGACUCUUCUUGUAGGGCAAACCCAAAUCCAAGAACCAUCUUCCCUAACUUUCAAGAUCUUGCCUUUUAGAAAAGGGAGACCUUUAGCUGGAUCAACUGGUGAUUUGGUCAAGAAAUGGCAUCUGGGUUGGUUUAAUUUGGUUGAUUUUAGAGAUGUUUUGGAGGGUUCAGAGGUUAAACUGAGUGAAGAUUUGUUGGUUUAUUUGGGUCAUGAAAGUGAAGGAGAAGACGCGAAUGUUGUGUAUUGGGGAAUCGAUGUGAGUGAAGGGGAGAGUUUGGUGGAGAAAUUUGGUAGUCAGCAGCUUUGUUUUGUGCAGUUGACGACUUUAAUGGUGGCGACUGAUUGGGCUGAUGAUAAUGCAAUGGGCCAACUUGCUAUUGCUGGUCAUGCGAGAGCAUUACUAGAAUGGCAUAAUACAUCACGUUUUUGCGGAUCUUGUGGUGGAAAAUUAAUUCCCAUUGAAGCUGGGAGAAGGAAGCAAUGUGUAAAUGAAUCUUGCAAAAAGAAGAUCUACCCACGAAUCGAUCCGGUUGUCAUUAUGUUGGUGAUAGAUAAAGAAAACGAUCGUGCACUUUUUAGUAAACAAACGAGAUUUGUGCCUAGAAUGUGGACUUGUCUUGCUGGUUUUCUUGAGCCUGGAGAAAGCUUAGAAGAGGCAGUAAAGAGAGAAACAUGGGAGGAGACAGGCGUUGAAGUUGAUGAUGUUGUUUAUCAUAGUUCUCAACCAUGGCCAGUUGGAAGUAGUAGCAUGCCAUGCCAACUAAUGAUAGGGUUCUUCGCAUACGCAUCAUCACUUGAAAUAAAUGUGGACAAAAAAGAGUUAGAUGAUGCGGAAUGGAAAAGUAGAGAAGAGGUGAAGAGAGCGUUGACUUUUGCUGAAUAUGGAAAGGCACAAAAAACAACUGCAAUUAAGGUUGACAAGAUAUGCAAAGGGGUUGAAAAAGGUCAAAAUCUUGCUGCGGAUUUUAGUGUUGAAAGUGGGGAACUUGCAUCGAUGGUUGUUCCUGGACCUUUUGCAAUCGCUCAUCAUCUCAUAUCAUCAUGGGCUAAUCAGGUUUGAUUGCUUUGAUUAACAAGUUGGUUUUGAUGGUAUUGGUGUUUAAACUUAUGAACUUUAGGUUAAAAGUUUAUGUUGUGAGUUAUAUUUGGUAUGUAAUAUUUGGAUUCUAGUUUAACAUGUAUAUUACUUGUUCUUAUUGGUCAUAUUUUGAGAAAAGUUUCCAAUAAAACAUGGUACUCCCAAUUGUUGCAA
Messenger RNA from Lactuca sativa (garden lettuce), 1488 nucleotides. RefSeq names its product nudix hydrolase 19, chloroplastic. Gene Ontology annotation, molecular function: NADH pyrophosphatase activity; metal ion binding. The record is from RefSeq and is a predicted model, not a curated record. Lineage: Eukaryota; Viridiplantae; Streptophyta; Magnoliopsida; Asterales; Asteraceae. Gene Ontology annotation, cellular component: cytosol; peroxisome. Gene Ontology annotation, biological process: NAD+ catabolic process; NADP+ catabolic process.